AUGAUUAUAAUUAAUAAUAUAAAAUUUACAGGAUUAAAAUUAAAUAUUUUAAAUCCAAAACAAAUAAUAAAAUGGUCUUCUAUGUAUUAUAAUAAUAAAGUUAUAAUUGGAGAAGUUUUAUUUCCUAAUACUAUAAAUUUUAAUACUGGAUUACCUAUUUUAAAUGGAUUAUUUUGUGAAAAAAUAUUUGAUUAUAUGUAUAUAUGGAAUUGUAAUUGUAAUAAUAAAAUGUAUGAUGUAAAUAAAUUUUCAUUAUUUUUAUAUUGUAAAUAUUGUAAAAAUAAAUUGAAAAUAAAUAUUAAUAGAAAAUAUAAAUUAGGAUUUAUAUUUUUAAAUAUUCCAAUAUUACAUUUAUGGUAUUUUACAGGACCUUUAAAAAUUGCAUCUUUAUUAUUGAAUAAAAAUAAUAUAUAUUUGAAAUUUUUAAUUUAUUAUAAAUAUUUUUUUAAAAAAAUUAAAUAUAAUCAAUUAUUAUAUUAUAAUAAGUUAUUUUUAAAUUAUAAAUUUUAUAAAAAAAAAAAUAAUAUAACUCAAUAUUUAUUUUCACAUAAUAUUUUAUAUAGAAAGUUAAAAAAAUUAAAUUUAUUAACAGAAUUAUUACAUGAUAAAGAAUUAUUAUUACAUACUAUUAAAAAUAAAAUUAAUUUAUAUAAAAGAAUAAAUUUAUUAAAUUUAUUAAUUAUAAAUAAUAUAAAACCAAAUUGGAUUUUUUUAGAUUUAUUACCUAUUUUACCAGCUGGAUUAAGACCUUAUUUUUUUUUAAAUAAUAAUACAUAUAUUAUAUCAGUAAUAAAUGAAAAUUAUAGAUUAAUAAUUUUAAAAAAUAAUAAGUUAAAAUAUUGGUUAUAUUUACGUAAUAAUAUUUUUUUUAUUUUUGAAAUUAUAGAAAAACGUUUAUUACAACAAUUAAUAGAUUAUUUAUUAAUAAAUAAAUUAAUUUUAAAAAAUAAUAAUACUUUUUUUAAUUUCAGUAAAACAUUUCAAGGAAAAUAUAGUACUAUUAAAUAUAAUUUAUUAGGUAAAAGAGUAGAUUUUUCAGGUAGAUCUGUAAUUACUGUAAAUCCUAAUAUGUUAUAUACUAAUAUUGGAUUACCUUAUUAUAUAAGUUUAAAUUUAUUUAAACCUUUUUUAAUAAAUAUUUUAAAAUAUAAUAAAAAAUUAAAUAUAAUAUUUAAAAGUUUAUUAAUAAAUAAAAAUUUAUUUAUUAUACAAAAAUUUUUAAAUAAAUUAUUACAAAAUCAAUUUAUUAUAGUAAAUAGAGCUCCUACAUUACAUAGAAUGAAUUUACAAUCUUUUAAACCUAUUUUAAUAGAAGGAUAUUCAAUUAAAUUUUAUCCUUUAGGAUGUUCUAGUUUUAAUGCAGAUUUUGAUGGGGAUCAAAUGUCAGUUUUUUUACCUUUAAUUAAAACUUCAAAAUUUGAAUCUAAUAUAAAUUUAAAUUUUGAUAAAAAUAUAAUUUCUCCUUCUAAUGGUAGAAAUUUAUUUAAAAAUUUACAGUAUUAUAAAUUAGGAAUAAAUACAUUAAUGAAUUUAAAUUAUAUAAAAUUAUUUAAUAUUUUUUAUUUUACUUCAAUAGAAAAAAUAUAUGAAUAUUUUAAUAAUAAUAUAUUAUCUAUAUUUAAUUUAGUUUGGAUAAGAUAUAUAAAAAAUGAUAAUAUAUUUUAUAUAUUAACAUCAGUUAAUAGAAUAAUUAUAAAUUUAUAUAUGUAUAUUUAUUAA
Molecule: messenger RNA, 1719 nt
Organism: Plasmodium relictum
Lineage: Eukaryota; Apicomplexa; Aconoidasida; Haemosporida; Plasmodiidae
Source: the annotation of a RefSeq genome assembly